GUCAAGGGUCUGAGCAUCAUCCUGGACAGCACACCAUCAUUCCAAGCUCACAUCAAUAAUGUCACCCGGUCCGCUUAUUUCCAUCUAUACAACAUUAAUCGCCUCGGCCCGUCCCUCACACCCAACAGUACCGCCAUCCUCGUCAACACCCUGGUCCUGACCACCGGACCACCAUGGGGUCCAGAGCCUUCACCCGCUCUGCCCCCUGACUCAAGAACUCCCUCGCACCAGACAGCCAAGGAUCUGCCCCUGCCUCGCAAGAACAGCAGGGUGCAGAGGAUGAAGGCUCCUGUUAGUCUGGCUUUAAGGCGUGUCAUCUCUCACACUUCCAUGUGUAUAAUACCCCCACCAAAAAUCAAGAGUUGUCGUACAAGCAACAGGAAGAGCCUGAUCCUGACGACCACGUCUCCCACGCUGCCUCGCCCGCACUCCCCUCUGCCGCUCCCUGGACACCUCGGAAGCAGCCCUCUGGACAGCCCAAGAAACUUCUCUCCGAGCAACCCGGCACACUUCUCAUUCGCCUCCUCCAGAAGAGCUGACGGACGACGCUGGUCUUUAGCCUCUCUGCCCUCGUCUGGAUAUGGCACCAACACGCCAAGCUCCACGUCCUCCAGUUCCUCUCAGGAGCGGCUGCACCAGCUUCCCUUCCAGCCCACCAUGGACGAGCUCCACUUCUUAUCCAAACACUUUGGCAGCACCGAGAGCAUCACGGACGACGAUGGGGGGCGCUGCUCCCCCCACAUGCGCCCACGCUCCCGCAGCCUCAGCCCGGGACGUUCCUCCUCCUGCUUCGAUAAUGAGAUCGUGAUGAUGAACCACGUGUACAAAGAGCGUUUUCCAAAGGCCACGGCUCAGAUGGAGGGGCGGCUCAACGAGUUCAUUCAGACGUUCUCUCCCGAAAACGUUCUCCCGCUGGCUGACGGCGUCCUCAGCUUCAUUCACCACCAGAUCGCCGAGCUCUCCAGAGACUGCCUGGCCAAAGCCCGAGAGGGUCUCAUCACGUCGGUCUACUUCUUCGAGCUGCAGGAGAACCUGGAGAAGCUCCUGCAGGAUGCCUUCGAGCGUUCAGAGAGCUCCGAGGUGGCCUUCGUCACCGAGUUGGCGAAGAAGCUGCUCAUCAUCAUCUCCCGACCGGCCCGGCUCCUCGAGUGUCUGGAGUUUAACCCCGAGGAGUUCUACCAUCUGCUGGAGGCGGCCGAGGAUCACGCCAAGGAGGGUCACCUGAUGAAGACGGACAUCCCUCGUUACAUCAUCAGCCAGCUGGGGCUGACCAGAGACCCCAUCGAAGAGAUGGUUAACCUGGAGAGCUACGACAGCGAGGGGCCUCUGACACCUGAAACAGACGACUCCACAGAGAGUAAAAUUAGAGCGAUGAAACCACCUGGAGAAGCAGAUUUCCAGAUGAUCAAGCUGAUCAGUAACGGAGCUUACGGUGCUGUGUACCUGGUGCGCCACUUGGAGACUCGUCAGCGGUUUGCGAUGAAGAAGAUCAACAAGCAGAACCUGAUCCUGAGGAAUCAGAUCCAGCAGGCCUUCGUGGAGAGAGACAUCCUCACCUUCGCUGAGAAUCCCUUCGUCGUCUCCAUGUUCUGCUCCUUCGAAACACGGCGCCACCUCUGCAUGGUCAUGGAGUACGUGGAAGGAGGAGACUGUGCCACUCUGCUGAAGAACAUCGGGGCUCUGCCCGUGGAAAUGGCACGCAUGUACUUUGCAGAGACCAUCCUCGCUUUGGAGUACUUACACAACUACGGCAUUGUGCACCGCGACCUCAAACCCGACAACCUCCUGAUUACCUCGAUGGGUCACAUCAAGCUCACAGACUUUGGUCUUUCUAAGAUGGGUCUGAUGAGUCUGACCACCAACCUGUAUGAAGGACACAUCGAGAAGGACACUCGAGAGUUCCUGGAUAAACAGGUGUGUGGGACUCCAGAGUACAUCGCCCCGGAGGUGAUUCUCCGUCAGGGUUAUGGGAAGCCGGUGGACUGGUGGGCGAUGGGGAUCAUCCUGUAUGAGUUCCUGGUGGGCUGUGUGCCGUUCUUUGGAGACACUCCAGAGGAGCUGUUUGGACAGGUCAUCACAGAUGACAUCGUGUGGCCAGAAGGAGAAGAAUCUCUCCCCCUUGAUGCUCAGAAUCUGAUCUCCUCACUCCUGCAGACCAAUCCACUGGUUCGACUGGGAACAGGUGGUGCUUUUGAAGUGAGGCAGCACUCUUUCUUCACGGAGGUGAACUGGAACAGCCUGCUGAGACAGAAGGCAGAGUUUAUUCCUCAUCUGGAGUCGGAGGAAGACACCAGUUAUUUUGACACCCGAUCUGAGCGCUACCAUCACGUGCACUCAUACGACGAGGAGGACACCAACGACGAUGAACCUGUGGAGAUCCACUGCUUCUCCUCCUGCUCCCCUCGAUUCAGCAAGGUGUACAGCAGCAUGGAGCAGCUGUCCCAGCUGGAGCAGAAACACCCCGGGGUGACUCUGAGGGAACACAAGGUCCCGAGGGAGGAACGACUGGCCAAGAGAGAAAGCUUAGGCAGCUUCACCCUCCGGGACAAGAGCUGGAGGACUGGAUCGCCCGAGAUGUGAGUGAAGACCAACACAACUGAAGCAGAAACAGUUUUUGAUACCAUCUAAAUGUCGUCUAGAAUAAACACGUCUAACACACAAUGACUGCUACCUAACUAUCUGCUCCGUCUCCCGGUUCAAUUCUCAAAGAAUAUUGUCCUGAUGAUAUUCCAGCGCAAAGACACCUCAAUAUCAAACGCCAGCCUCUAGUGUUGAGAA
Messenger RNA from Labrus bergylta (ballan wrasse), 2778 nucleotides. The record is from RefSeq and is a predicted model, not a curated record. Lineage: Eukaryota; Metazoa; Chordata; Actinopteri; Labriformes; Labridae.